GUUUCCAUUAUAUUCUAAUUGUAUAGUAUCUGCUAUUGGAUAAUAGAAGGUUGGUGUCUUUUGGUCGUUUUGUUAUUGAUGGUAGUGAAGCAACCCUUUUGUUUGUACGAAUUGACUCUAUAUGAAAGCAAUACUAAAUGUGCAAAAACACCUCUGGUUGAACUUCGAAAACGGCAGAUUGCAACUAAUAUUGAAAUGACUACUUUCUUGCCGUCCUCUUCAUCAACAAUCAAGAUAUCAGGAUGUGAACCAGAAAUGGAACAAACUCUCGAGGAUGCACCCAAUAUGCAAGCAAAAGGCCGUCCAGCAGUCGCAACCGAAACUACUUUUAUCUGUGAAGAAUUUGAUGAUUGGACGCUUCCUUAUGUUAUUGCAAGAAAAGUAUUGUGGUUGAAAGCUUUCUAUGUUGGUACUCUUUUAUACAAACAAUCU
Molecule: messenger RNA, 432 nt
Organism: Halteromyces radiatus
Lineage: Eukaryota; Fungi; Mucoromycota; Mucoromycetes; Mucorales; Cunninghamellaceae
Exons: 6
Source: RefSeq, a predicted model, not a curated record